AUGGGGAAGGGCGGAAGCAAAGUGCUGAGAGAGACGUCCACGGACAGUGUUGAGCCCCAGCCUGCCCUUGCGAAAGCGGUGGGGUUCACCAAACCCAUCGAGAUGAAGGUGAAGUGGACGCAGGUGGGCUUGGUCUUCUUUCUGCUGCUGUCGCUGGUCAUGACCGGAUGCUUCCUCUGGCAGUACCGCCUGCCCAAACUACAGCCAGAUGAUAGUGUGGAAAAAGAUGCCAAAACAGAGCGGAUGUGCCCCCGUUUCCCUGAACCCACACCCCUGGAACACCCCAUCCAUCACCUGAGGGAGGCAUUAGAGAAGGUGGAUUCCCUUCUGCGAUUUAGCAUCCAUGCCACUAGCCUGCCUUCUCUGUCUGCCAUUGUCAUUUACAAUGACUCUGUCUUGUGGACUGGCAAUUUUGGCAAACGGAACAGGAGUGACCCCUUCUCUGGUCCCCCGAACGAGUACACAAUAUACAGGAUUGCCAGUCUGUCCAAGAUCUUCCCCACACUGAUGCUGUAUAAACUGUGGGAGGAGGGGAAGGUGGGCUCCCUGGACGACCCUCUGGAGAAGUACGUGGAGAACUUCACCAUCAAGAACCCGCUGGGCCGUACGCGGGACUCUGAGCUGAAGCACGUGACGGACGGCCUGAUCUUCCUGGAUAGCGGCGAGGUGCAGAUCCGCUCGUCCUCUGUCACCCUCCGCAGGAUGGCCAGCCAGCUGUCCGGUUUACCCAGACGGCUGAGGGCCACAAACCUGCUUUGGAAAGGAAAGACACAGGCGGCUCUCAACCUCUUGCAAGAUGAUGUCCUUGUUGCUGACCCUGGCACAAAGUGCCACUACAGUAACCUGGCGUUCUCCCUGCUGGCGCACAUCUUAGGCGAGAGGGUGGUGGGAACUGAUUACCAGCGCUGGAUCUCUGACAACAUCCUGGACCGCCUGGGAAUGGAGGACACUGGGUUCGACAUCACCCCAGGGAUCCAGAGCCAGAUGGCUGUGGGCGUCUAUGCCAGUGGGCAGCCCGCUCCACUUUAUGACCUGGGCUGGUACCGCCCCUCAGGGCAGAUGUACUCCACGACCGCCGAUUUGGCCAAGCUGGCCAUGAUGUUGCUAGGCGCCUACCGCCGCAAGCUCCUGGAGCCCGACACCCUCAAAGUCAUGCUGACACCCCUCUUCCGCUGCGACAAGAGCUACUUCGCCAACCGCACGGGCACGCCCUGGGAGAUCAACGAGCAGCUGGGGUACGAGGUGGUGCGCAAGGACGGCGACCUGGACGGCUACUCCGCCUCCUUCUCCCUGAUCCCCCGGAUGAAGCUGGGUCUGGUGGUGCUGAUGGCUGGCACAAAGCCGCAGAACCAAGACGUGGUGACCAAGGCCUACAGCUACCUCAUCCCCGCCAUGGAGCGCGCCUUCCGUGACGCCCGUCGUGUUCUUGUCCCGCCUCCAACCCCUGCACCCUAUGUGGGGUUCUACACCUAUGGCAACAUCACUUUCUAUGAGAUCCGGGCGGAGCCGGAUGGGGUGCUGACCAUGCAGCAGUUCGGGCCUCACAUCGAGAACCUGAUCCCAGAGAAGUAUAGGACCAUAAAGCUGAAUUACCUGCAGGAGCGGGUCUUCAGGGUGGUCUUCGAGAAAGAAUACCCCUGUGUCUUAACCGUCAAUACUGCCUCUGUGUCUCUGGAAGCACAGGACAAGCAGCUCUUUAACUUUUAUGUCUUUGACAAGAAGGGCCUGUCCCCAGGCUUUGAUGCUCCAGGACUCAACACAUACAACGUGGUGCGAAUUGCCCAGAGGCCUACCUUCAGCAGCUGA
Megalops cyprinoides (Indo-Pacific tarpon) is the source of this 1806-nucleotide messenger RNA. It is a transcript of the gene lactbl1a, whose product is annotated as lactamase, beta-like 1a. The transcript has 7 exons. The record is from RefSeq and is a predicted model, not a curated record. Bases 1 to 1806 code for a protein of 601 amino acids. Lineage: Eukaryota; Metazoa; Chordata; Actinopteri; Elopiformes; Megalopidae.